Messenger RNA from Closterium sp. Naga37s-1, 1998 nucleotides. The record is from the annotation of a GenBank genome assembly. NCBI's taxonomy places the organism in Eukaryota, Viridiplantae, Streptophyta, Zygnematophyceae, Desmidiales, Closteriaceae.
AUGAAGCCGUCAGCGGACCUGUCGCCGUCCUCGGCCGCCAUGUGUAAGCGCGAGGGGGGGCACGGCGGCGACGCGUCGCGGCUGACGGAGAGCGAGAAGGAGAAGACGAAGCUGCGCGAGCGGCAGCGGCGCGCCAUAACCACGAAGAUCUUUGCCGGCCUGCGCAAGUACGGCGGAUACAACCUUCCGCCGAGGGCGGAUAUCAACGACGUUCUGCGAGCGCUCGCCGCGGAAGCCGGCUGGGUCGUCGAGUCCGACGGAACCACCUACCGCUCCCCCGUACGAGCCGCGCUCUCUUUUUCCUUCCGCCUCCGCUUGCCACACCGUUUUGCACCCGGCGUUCCGCGUACUUCCGCGGCGCUUUACAUAGCAGCAUCCCCCCAAUGGUUGUUUCUUAACGGCAGCUUUCAUGCCCGUCUCUCGCGCGCUUUCAUGCCCCUUUUCUCGCCCCUCGGCUUCGCACGUGCAGCCGUUCCUGGCUCCUCCAUCGCUAUCCUUCCCCAGCCAUUUGUUACUCAGGCGCUUGCCUGGUCGCGUCGUGUUGACCCGCUCGUGUUACCAAUGUCUCUUUACCUACUAUCGUUCCCUUCUUUACCCUCUAAUCUUCCGUUUUUCCCCCUACUCAUGCCCCUGCUCUCUUUCUCCCGUGGCCAGGGGUCGCAGCCGCCCACUCGCCACUCGUCGCUGCACAGUCGCACGGCGGCUGCCAUCGCCGCCGGCUCGCUCGCCAUGUACCCGACACAGCAGGCGACGCAGCUGGCGCCGCAGCUGGCGCCGCAAUCGCCUGCGCAGCUGGCGCAUCUGCAACAUCCUGCCGCGCACCUAACUCAUUCCGCGCACCCGCACGCGCUUCCCCAGCUCGCCGCAACGCCGUCAGGCGGAACCGCAUCUGUUUCGCCCAUGUCUCCGCGGGAGGCUUGCGCGUCCGCUCCGCUCGUCGGCUCUCCGCCCUCCACCGGCAGCCCCUCGCUGCUCCCCCGCUCCUCCCCGCCUUCCGUUCCCGCAUCCGCUGCAGCUUCCGCCAGCGGCGCGGUGGGGGGAACCGGCGGAGGCAUGGCGGGCGUGGGGCUGGGUGGCGGAGGCAUGUACGGCGGCGGCAUGAUGGCGGGAAUGAACGGGUUCGGCCUCCCCGGGUCGUUCCCCGCGAUGCACCUUCCGCACGGCAUGCUUGCGCUGAUGCCGCAUCCGCCAGGCACUUCCUCCGCCGCUGCGGCUGGCGGAAUGGGCGCGUUUGCGAUGAGCAUGGGGCCGGGCGGAAUGAGCGCGGGCAUGGGCGCGGGCAUGGGCGCAGGCUUGAGCGCAAGCAUGGGCGGGGGCACAGCGAUGAGCGCGGGUGUGGACAUGAAGAUGGAUCCGCACGGGGGGGGAAUGCUGCUGGCGGGAACGACGGGCGGAAGCAGCGCGUGCAUGAUGGGGAUGUUGGGGAGCGGGGGUGACCCCAUGUCCGCCGCCGCCGCGGCAGCCGCGGCUGCCUCAAGUGGGGGUGGAGUGGGCGGUGGUAUGGCCGGCGUUGUGGGCGGCGGAAUGGGCGGGGCAAUGAUGCUUCUCCCCGGAUUCCAUUCCCUACCCCAUGGCGCGGGCUCGGCUGCUGCAGGGGGAAACAUGGGCGGGAUAAUGGGGCCCCUGGGGGAGCUACACAUGGGCGGAGGAUUGCUGGGCGGAGGGGGCGGGGGCAGCACUUUGCUCGGGGCGGAAGGAGAGCCCAAGAUUCUUCUCUUGACAGCGAUUGUGCUGGAAGGAGUGGGUGGCAUUCUAUUUACGAUUGGAAGCAGCUUGGGUGCAUACUUCCUGCUGCUCUUCCUCGUGGCAGUGACGCCCAUCAUGCAUGACUUCUACAACUUCAAGCCUGAAAGUGCGGAAUACAUCCACGAGUUCAUCCAGUUCCUUAAGAAUCUUUCUCUGGUGGGAGCCCUACUCGUUUAUCUCGGAAUGCGCAGCUCGGCAGCCAAGCUCGCAUCCAGGAAGCGGAAAGCCCCUUCCAAGUCUAAAGUCAGCUGA